UUUACUGUCAUGAAAAUGACGUUUUUUUUUAAAAAUUUUAUGUGAAAAUUGUAGGGGAUUUCCUUAAAUUUUCAAUAAUAUCUCGCUAAUCUGUUUCUUUUAUUAGAAUAUUGUGACGUUGAAGGAGAACCAUUGAGUAAUUCUUUUCUCUGCAAGUUGGGUUGUGGCUUGUGGGUGUUCUGUCCCUUCUAUUUGGUCAUGGAGUAGGACUUCCACUUUUGAAUAGUUGGUCUUGAAACAAUGAGAACAAGAAGAGGAAAGCGCUCUGAGGCAUUUUGGCCCUCAAUUGUGAUGAAAAAAUGGUUAAAUAUAAAACCCAAGGUUUCUGAUUUUAGUGAAGAUGAGAUUGAUCCAGAAACUGAAAGCGAGGAUGAUGCUUGCUCUAUUAAAGAUGCAAAAGUGCAUAUGGGUGAGGAUCAUGGCCAUAAGAUACAGGGGAACCAUGCUACAUACCGAGCUCAAAAUUCAGAAGCACCUUCUAAAGGCUAUCAGGUGAGGCACAGGAGAGGAAAAUCAGAAACUCUGCGUGCCCAGUAUAUAAAUACUAAGGAUGUGAGAGUAACAAUAGGCACUUGGAAUGUUGCUGGAGUGCUUCCACAUGAAGAUCUUGAGAUUGAUGAUUGGCUUUGUACAAAAGAACCAUCUGAUAUGUACAUCAUUGGGUUUCAAGAGGUCGUUCCUUUGAAUGCUGGAAAUGUAUUUGGAGCGGAGGACAACAGGCCUAUUCUGAAAUGGGAGGCAAUUAUUCGACGAACUCUCAACAAAUCUUUACAACCAGAAAGCAAACACAAAUGUUUCAGUGCCCCACCCUCUCCAGUGUUAAGGACUUCCUCUGUUGCUGAUGCACUUGAAGAUGAGGUUGAUCCUCUGUCAUUAGAGAUUCUGAGUGAGAACUAUAUGGAAACUUCUUAUGGUGGUGAUUCGGCGACACAAGGAUUAAAUGAAGCAGUUGGUAUUGGAGAAAAUUUUCUCUUGAAAAGAAUGUUUGGAAUUGAAUGUGAUAGCAGAUUAGACUGGCCUGAACUACCAUUGGAUGCAACCCCUCCAGUUACCUCUUCCAAUUUCAAAAUGCGGAGAGUAUUAAGUAGUAAUGCAAGAAUGGGCUUGAGUUGGGCAGAAAAUUCUCUAAUAUUUAGCCCCCAAAAUGUUUCGUUGAAUGCCAGUCGAUUGAAAAGAUCACAUCACAGCUCUGGAGAUCUGCGCUCAAUGUGGACAGAGCAGCAAGAGAGGCCCGAAGUCCUCAAUUCUCAGCCUGAAGUUCUCGAUUCUCUCUCUGAUGUGUCUGAUGAUAUAUCUGAAGGGGAGGAUGAUCGUUUUGAAAUUCCAAAGGAACAAUAUGACAGUGAAGAUAUUAGAACUAGGGUGAAGUCACGUCCUAAAUAUGUGCGAAUUGUUAGCAAGCAGAUGGUAGGAAUAUACCUAUCAAUUUGGGUGCGCAAAAGGUUAAGGAGACAUAUAAACAAUGUGAAAGUCUCUCCAGUUGGAGUUGGUCUCAUGGGCUACAUGGGAAACAAGGGAUCUGUUUCUGUUAGCAUGACUCUUUUCCAGUCAAGGUUGUGCUUUGUCUGUUCACACUUGACAUCUGGUCAGAAGGAUGGAACUGAACAGAGACGUAAUGCUGAUGUAUAUGAGAUAAUAAGACGUACCCGUUUCUCAUCUAUCAUUGAUGCAGAGCAAGCACAGACAAUUCCAUCUCAUGACCAGAUAUUCUGGUUUGGAGAUCUGAAUUAUCGUCUCAAUAUGUUGGACGCCCAAAUUAGGAAGCUUGUUGCUCUGAAAAAGUGGGAUGAACUGAUCAACAAUGACCAGCUAAGCAAAGAACUUCGGAGUGGGCAUGUAUUUGAUGGAUGGAAAGAGGGAGUGAUAGACUUUCCUCCCACUUACAAGUAUGAGAAAAACUCUGAUAGAUAUGUCGGUGAGAACCCUAAGGAAGGAGAGAAGAAGAGAUCUCCAGCGUGGUGUGAUCGAAUUCUCUGGUUAGGGAAAGGAAUAAAACAACAUUCGUACAAGCCUACAGAAAUAAGGCUCUCAGAUCACCGCCCUGUUAGCUCCGUAUUCGCGGUUGAAGUUGAAGUAUUAGAUAAUCGGAAGUUGCAAAAGGCACUCAAUGUCAACAGUUCAGCUGUACAUCCUGAGAUUUUCCUUGAUGAAGAUGGGGACAUAUAACCUUAAGCUAACACCAGGUCAUUUUAACAAAGUUGAAAGAUUGGCGUCUUUUUUUGACAAACGGGGGGUAUGUCGAUGCUGCACUUCUACUCCAGUAAUGACCAUGCUCAGCAUGCAAGGGAUGUGUGGAGUUUGCUCUUGGUUUUCCAGGAAAAAUGCAAGAACAGGAAGUAGUUUGUGUGAGUGUUUUGAGUCAAUAUAUACAGAAACAAAAUCUAACCCAGUAUGAUAGAAUAGACACAGAAUUGUUUGUGUUGGUGGAUUGAUGUAUAGAGCUCAAUCAAUAGAUUUAUGCUUUCUAUGAACCUUGAACAAUAGUGAGACCCCCAUGGUUAACUUGAGUUUUGUUCUUUGGUUUCCUUGCCUUGCAAGUCUAUGAUAAACGUUGUUACCGUCUA
Tripterygium wilfordii is the source of this 2564-nucleotide messenger RNA. Its product is annotated as type I inositol polyphosphate 5-phosphatase 2-like. Gene Ontology annotation, biological process: phosphatidylinositol dephosphorylation. The transcript has 12 exons. The coding region runs from base 241 to 2166 and encodes 641 amino acids. Lineage: Eukaryota; Viridiplantae; Streptophyta; Magnoliopsida; Celastrales; Celastraceae. Gene Ontology annotation, molecular function: inositol-polyphosphate 5-phosphatase activity; phosphatidylinositol-3,4,5-trisphosphate 5-phosphatase activity; phosphatidylinositol-4,5-bisphosphate 5-phosphatase activity. The record is from RefSeq and is a predicted model, not a curated record.